Molecule: messenger RNA, 1816 nt
Organism: Pogona vitticeps (central bearded dragon)
Lineage: Eukaryota; Metazoa; Chordata; Lepidosauria; Squamata; Agamidae
Source: RefSeq, a predicted model, not a curated record
GGCUAGGAGUGGGGCUCUACUCGGUCUUACUACCAGGUCCAUUUUAGGUUGGGCUCAUAAGCCUACAGCAGCGUGGUUUUUUUAAGAAAGAGAAGCAAAGAAAGAAAAGGACAGCCUGUAUCAGCAUUAUCAGUGGGAAUACUGCGCAUAUGUUCUGAACGGUAUUAAGACAGUUAAACAGGACUGCGCGGAGUCAUCUGUCCUACAGGCAAAAGAGGCUUAUUUAAAGGAAGUGGCAAAGAGGAUUUCUCAGUGAGCACGGCAGAAAAAUGAACUCCGGAGAAGAACCUGAGUAUCCUCGAAUCCUAAUUCAGUAUCAAAAUGGAUUUUUAAUAUCAAAGGUGAUGUUUGCUGCCUGUGAGUUGGGAAUAUUUGACCUCCUGAGAGAGUCAGGAGAGAGUCUAUCCUCGAAGGUCAUUGCGGAACGACUGGGGAGUAGCCUUCAUGGGAUGGAGCGGCUUCUGGAUGCCUGUGUGGGUUUAAAGCUUCUGAGCAUAGAAGUGAAACAGGAAGGAGCUUUUUACAGAAACACGGAUAUAUCUAAUCUCUACCUCACAAAAUCUGGUCCAAAGUCUCAGUAUUACAAUUUGAUGUACUACUCCAAAACCAUCUAUCUGUGCUGGCACUACCUGGCAGAUGCUGUAAGGGAAGGGAAAAACCAAUAUGAGAGAGCAUUUGGUAUUUCACCAAAAGAUGUAUUUGACGCUCUUUACAGAUCAGAGGAAGAAAUGACAAUGUUCAUGCAUGGAUUGAAUGCAGUUUGGAGCAUAUGUGGCAGAGAUGUGGUCACUGCAUUUGAUCUUUCUCCAUUCAUGGUAAUUUAUGAUCUUGGAGGGGACUUUUUUAAAGAUCCAAUUCCAGAAGCUGACCUGUACAUUUUAGCAAGGAUCCUCCAUGACUGGACAGAUGAGAAAUGUGUACAUCUUCUCACAAAAGUGCAGAAUGUCUGCAAACCUGGUGGUGGAGUUUUACUGGUUGAAACACUUCUGAAUGAAGACAAAAGCGGGCCAUUGGAAAGCCAGCUCUACUCUGUUAACAUGCUGGUUCAAACAGAAGGAAAAGAACGGACCCCAACAGAGUACAGCAAUCUACUCACAGCAGCUGGUUUCAAGGAGGUUGAAAUCAAGAAGACUGGAAAGCUCUAUGAUGCCAUUUUAGGAAGGAAAUAAUAUAAUCUGUACUGUUUAGAUCAUAACAUGCAAAUAAAGUACGAAUAAUAAUAGAGUUUGAUUCAAGUGGGGAGAAAUGCAAUUCACUUCAAUAGUUCAGAAUAGCAAUUAUAAUAUCAAUGGCGAACGAACAGCUAAAACGUGUUACAGUACUUAUUUAUUUAAUUACAGUCUAAUUAGCUUAAAACACCACCUACCUGGCCUUUUCUCUUUAGAGUCUCAUCCUAAGCUUGCCUUACAUUUUGCAUAGUACAUAAUUUUAAAAGUAACCCCCCCUCAGCUUUUGUCUAGGGAAAGUGUAUUGUUGUGAAGUGCUAAAACCACACCAAAGGUGAAAGAUCAGUAAUGGAGCAGUGGUUAACAGUUCAGUGGGAGCACAGUAUUAAGAACCUUACAUGGAUGGCAGGCAACGUUCUCAAGAGGACACUUGCAGCAAAGAAGGCAAUGGACCCAAUUUGGUCCUAGCUUGGACAAUGUGAAUAUGUUGUAAAGCACAGAUGGACGACUUGUGACCCUCCAGGUAUCGUUAGUCUGCAACUUUUUCGUUCACUGCUGGCUGUGCUUGCUAAGGCUGAUGGGAACUGUAGUCCAGCAACAUCAAGAGGGCCACAGUUUGCCCACCUCUGUUAUAGUGCAAAAUUAAAUCU